AUGUCAUUUCGUCGAAAUAUUGCCGGUAUUCGAUCGGUUAGUGCUGGUCGAUAUCAACAAUCUCGAUUUAAUUCUAAUAAUCCUAAUAUUGAUACACCACGACGAAAAGAAUCAUUACCAAAUGUUUUACCAGAAUUAACAAAAAUUGUUCGAAAAUUAUUACCACAAGAAAUUCCAUUGAAUAUACAUGUACGAAAUGUUGAAUAUAUAGAAAAUGGUUGUGAACGUUUAUGUGGAACUUUAUAUAUGACAGUAUUUCGACUUGUAUUUUCACCAGAUAAUGAAAUAGCAAAUAAUAAUCUUAUUUUCUCUGAAAAUAAAUAUAUUGGUGAAUAUGACAUUCCAUUAACGUCCAUCUGUAAAGUAGAUGUUGCUCCGGUUAAUUCUCGAUCAGGAUUUAAAUCAUUUUUAAAUGAAAAUCAAAUUCAAUCAGAAACAAGAGCAUUUACAAUUAUAACUCGAGAUUUUCGAAAUAUAACAUUCUCAAAAUGUUCAGUUACAAAAUCGAAUUCAAUGAAUAAUAAACAAGACAUAUGUAUAUCAAAAAUGGAAACUUAUAUCGAGGCAUUAAAAGUUCAUUGUCGUUUUCAAAAUAAAGGACAAUUAUAUCCAUAUCUUGCUAUGCAACAAACAUCAAUGAAUAAUCUAUCUCCUAGACUUCAACACAGUUAUCAAAUACCACCAUUAAUAUCUACAUCUAGUGGACGAUCAGGUGAUGAUGAUACUGCUGAUUUUUGUAUAAGUAAUGAUGCACGUAUUAAAGGUUAUAUGACUUACCAAGAUUGGCAUGAUGAAUUGAAAGAUGCUAAUGAAUUACAAUGGAUUGUUGAUUUAACAAAAUUUGAUGAAGGAAAUAUUGUAAACCAAGAAGGUCCAUUUGUUCGUUUAAGAAAUGUCAAUGAAAAUGAUGAUUGUAGUGAUUUAAUUUGGCAUUGGACUCAUACAUCUGAAGCUGAAAUUAAUCGUCAUCAUCAACACAAUACAAGUCCAAUACAAUAUAUGCUUGUUACUAUGCCAGGCAUAGGAGAUAUUUUUACAGUUGGAGAUCCUGUUGAAUUUCCAAUAAGUUUACCGAAAGCAUCAUCACCAUCAUCAUCUCGUUUUUUAAAUCUAUCAAAAAGAUUACCGAAAAAUUUACGUUCAAAUCCUAAUAAUGAUCCACCAAUGGUAUGUACCAAUGAACUUAAAAUAGCAAGUAGUAGAUUAUUGAUGGUACCACCAAAAUCGCCCAAUUUUGGUUUACGUCGUAAUGCAACUGAUACGAAUUUAAUUUAUUCUUCUCAUCAAGUAUAUGAACAAUCAUUUCAACGUUAUAAUCUAUCAAAAUUUCCAUGUAAUUUAAAACGUUUACAAACUAGUUAUGAAAAAUUAAUUGAAAUAUGUGUCAUAACUUCUGACGAUGAUGAUGAUAAUAAAUGGUUGAGUAAAUUAAAUGCAUGUAAAUGGCUUAAAUAUGUUUCAAAAACUUUACAUGGUGCUGCAUCAUUAGCUAAAUUACUUAAUUAUACAAAUAUUGCAUUAGUCGGAAGUGAUAUAGAUAAUAAUUGUUUAAUGUCAUCAUUAAUUCAAAUAUUUCUUCGACCUAAAUGUCGUACAAUCAAAGGUUUUUGUGAAUUAAUUGUUCGUGAAUGGCUUAUUCGUGGUCAUCCAUUUCGUGAACGUUUUGGACAAGUUCUUUUUGAUACAAACGGAAAUAAUGCACAAGAAUCACCAGUUUUUCUUCUCUUUCUUGAUUGUGUUCAUCAAUUAAUUAAUCAAAAUUCAUUUUCAUUUGAAUUUACUGAAUAUUUUUUAAUUGAACUUUAUCAUAGUAUUUGUUAUUGUUAUCAUCAUACAUUUGUUUUUAAUUCAGUUCUUGAACGUCGUUAUGCAAUACAAAAUUGUCCAAGAAAUAUUUUAUUUUUAUCAUCAUUUGAUUUUUCACUUUAUCUUUAUCCACAUACAUAUCAUUUAUUAAUAAAUUAUACAUCUAUAUUUUCUUCACAAAAAUUAUCUCAUUCUCAUCAACAAACAACAAAUCAAACAAAAAGAUAUUUAUCACCAAAACAAAAUACAUCUUUUCGACAACCAACAAAUCGAACGACUUAUCGCUUAGAAUCACCAAAAACAAUUCAUUUUAUACUUGAUAUUUCAUCAUCAACACAUGAAUUAUUACCAAUUAAUGGUGAACAAUAUGAAUAUGAUCUUAUUGAAUCGCCACAAAAAUUUCAUUCAGAUCUUUAUGUUGAUUGGCGUAUAUUUAAUAUAAUUUUAUGGUCAAAUUGUUAUUGUCGAUAUGAUCAAAAUAGGACGUCAAUAUCACGUGAACAACAAUUAUCAUUGGAAAUUAAUUAUCUACAAGAAAGUAUUCAAAAUCCACAUAUACAAUCCCGACGACAGACUACAAUAGAUGCAUUUCAUGCUAUUAAUCAUGCUAAUUCAUGGCAUCCACAUAUGUUGGACACUCGUGUAUAA
This is a messenger RNA of Rotaria sordida, 2454 nucleotides long. The record is from the annotation of a GenBank genome assembly. NCBI's taxonomy places the organism in Eukaryota, Metazoa, Rotifera, Eurotatoria, Philodinida, Philodinidae.